Molecule: messenger RNA, 4909 nt
Organism: Doryrhamphus excisus (bluestripe pipefish)
Lineage: Eukaryota; Metazoa; Chordata; Actinopteri; Syngnathiformes; Syngnathidae
Gene: nxph1
Product: neurexophilin 1
Molecular function (GO): signaling receptor binding
Source: RefSeq, a predicted model, not a curated record
AUCUGAUGCAUGUUCAAAUGAAAUUAAACCAUUACCAUUACCAUUACAUGACCCAUCCUGUCCUCCAAAGAGCAUAUUUCUUCCAUCAGUAAAGAUUAGCAGUGUAAUAAAUGGUCAACCUUUCCAAAAAGUGGGAUUAGUGGCAUUUAAGGAGGUGUAGUAGUUUGUCCCAGGAAGGAGGUACUUGGCAUUCAUCUCCAUCGAGCGCCACUUUUUUUUCCUCAUGAGUCUGUAAAAAAGUAAACUUUAUCUUCCUUCCGGCCAAUCUGUGUGCCUUUUAUUGGUCUUUUCAGCCUUUUCACUCCUCCCCAUCCCGCCUCAUCCCUCACCCCCCCCCCCCGAGCGAGCACAUGUGUGCGUAUAAAACGCUCAUCCACCCCACCCCUCCCCCGGUUUGUCUUCUCUUCACACCGCCGGCAUCAUCCAGACCACCAGAAAAGCCCCGGCUUUCGCUCUCAGCGAUGGCCGCACUCCUCUCCGCACCUGGAUGAAGUCAAGUCACCGUUAGGAGCGCCGCCCCUCUUUCCCCCCACCCCGCCCCUCACCCUCAGCACAGCAUAGCACAUCCCCUCUAAACAUCUCAAACCGCUCGCAGUCAUGGGGGCUCGCCGCGUCGUCGCCGCUCUUUGAGGGACUUGACGGUGCAGCCAGGCGCACGCCGGGUGGAUUUAUGGUCGGCAGAGCCGAGAGAAGCAUCCCGAGGAAACGAGAGGAAGUUUGAGCAGCGGGAGGAUGCUGAGGAUGUGCUGGUGCGCCGUGUUCCUCCUCACGCCCGCACUUCACCUGAUGACAAGUGCCCAUGCCUCAAAGUCCGAGAUCGUGAAGUCCGGGAGUCCGAAAUCUACCCUGAAGCACAUAUGGACAGAAGGCAGCAAGGACAUGUCCAUCAGUCGACUGCUGUUGGAGACCCUUCAUGGCAAAGAGAACAACACAGCAUUGGACUUCCGUUACGACACCCCGGAUCCUUAUUCGGAGCAGGAUCUGUGGGACUGGCUGAGGAACUCCACGGACCUGCAGGACUCACGACCCAGGGCUAAACGACGGCCCAUGGUCAAGACCGGGAAGUUCAAGAAGAUGUUCGGCUGGGGUGACUUCCACUCUAACAUCAAGACGGUCAAACUCAACCUUCUGAUCACCGGUAAGAUCGUGGAUCACGGCAACGGAACGUUCAGUGUCUACUUCCGCCACAACUCGACCGGCCAAGGCAACGUAUCGGUCAGCUUGGUCCCGCCCACAAAGAUAGUGGAGUUUGACGUCGCGGCCCAGCAGUCGGUCAUCGACGCCAAGGACUCCAAGUCCUUCAACUGCCGCGUCGAGUACGAGAAAGUGGAGAAAGGGGCCAAGAACACGCUCUGCAACUUUGACCCGUCCAAGACGUGCUACCAGGAGCAGACUCAGAGCCACGUCUCCUGGCUCUGCUCCAAACCUUUUAAAGUCAUCUGCAUCUUUAUCUCCUUCUACAGCACCGACUACAAACUGGUGCAGAAAGUGUGUCCGGACUACAACUACCAUAGUGACACUCCGUACUUCCCGUCUGGCUGACAUCAAGAGUUAACCAGGGAUCGAACCCACCACAGAGAAAUGUGUAUGUUAGCCAUUCUAUCCGCCAAAAUGUCAAACCGGUACCAAACGUUCCUACGGAUAUCUUAUUCUAACGUUUACAUUUUUGCAGGGAUUAUAUUAUGUUUUGAUGUUAAAUUAGCAAAAAAAUUAGCAAAAAAAAUGACUUUGUUUUGGUCAAUUUGUUGAUUUUUCAUUCAUUUGCACUCUAUUUUUUAGAGUGUGUUAGAUUUGAUCUGUGAUUUUUUGGAGGUUUUCUGCAACUCUUUGGACUGGUCAUUGACUCCAAGGACCAGGUGACGAUGCUGGUUUAAUGCUAGUUUGUGAGAUGGUACGUACAACUAACUCCACGUUUGAUUCCGGACUUUAGCUAGCUACGGAAUGCUACACGCAGGCUACAGUAAUCCCUUGCCAUUCAUAUUUUUUUUUUAUGAAUAAAUCUGAGAAAUUUUGUGCUUGACCACAGACAAGUUAGUCCAGAAACUGAAAUACAAAUGUAAGGGAGGUGUUCCAAGAACCAGAUUUGGCCGCCGAAGACCAGGUCUCAGGCUCCCACAUCCGGGCGAGGUCAUAAGAUCAUAAGGGUUUUCUGAAUCACUCUUGGUCUGUCCCGUCACCUCGGACUUGUUUGCCUUGGGAGACCCUACCAGGGUCGGAUGACUCGGGCACUCAAACCCCUCCACCACGAUAAGGUGGUGAUUCACAGAGGAGCAUCCAGGCAUCUUGUCUAGAUGCCUCCCGGACGCCUCCCUGGUGAGAUGUUCCGGGCAUGCCCAGCCGGGGCAGACCUAGGACCCGCAGGGGCAUAUAGCUCCUCGAAUCACUCGGGUACUCAAACCCCUCUAAGGUGGUGAUUCACGGAGGAGUAUCUAGUCCGAAUACCUCCUGGAUGCCUCCCUGGUGAGGUGUUCCGGGCAUGCCCAUCUGGGAAAAAAUCCCCCGCUGAAGGGAUUAUGUCUCACAACUGGCCUGGGAACCAGAUUUGGCCGCCGAAGACCAGGUCACCCGGGCACCCGCCCUUGACCGCCACCCAACACAUAAUGCACCGGACCCUUAUGCUUGCCCCCGUAUGUGGUGGGUCUACAAGGGGGAGAUCCCGUGUGGCUUCUUCGCCCGGCCCCACGGGCCAAGGCCCAACCACUAGGUCUGGCUCCAGGGUGAGUCCCCGGUAUCCCACAUCCGGGCGAGGUGUGGUUCCUCCUCUUUGUUGUCAUCAUAAGGGUCUUCUGAAACACUCUUGGUCCAUCCCGUCACCUCAGACCUUGGGAGACCCUACCAGGGGCAUAUAGCUCCCCGGAUCACUCGGGCACUCAAACCCCUCCACCACGAUAAGGUGGUGAUUCACGGGGGAGCAUCUAGGCAUCUUGUCCGGAUGCCUCCCGGACGCCUCCCUGGUGAGAUGUACCGGGCAUGCCCACCCGGGAAAAAACCCCGGGGCAGACUUAGGACACGCUGGAGGGAUUAUGUCUCGAAGCUGGCCUGGGAACCAGAUUUGGCCGCCGAAAACCAGGUCGGCCAGGCACCCGCCCUUGACCACCACUCAACACAUAAUGCACCGGAUCCUUAUGCUUGCGUGGGUCUACAAGGGGGAGAUCCCGUGUGGCUUCUUUGGGUUGGGCCCGGCCGGGCCCCAUGGGUCAAGGCCUGAUCACCAUGUCUGGCUCCAGUGUGAGUCCCCGGUAUCCCACAUCCGGGCGAGGUGCGGUUCCUCCUCUUUGUUGUCAUCAUAAGGGUCUUCUGAAUCACUCUUGGUCCGUCCCGUCACCUCGGACCUGUUUGCCUUGGGAGACCCUACCAUGGGCAUAUAGCUCCCCGGAUCACUUGGGCACUCAAACCCCUCUACCACGAUAAGGUGGUGAUUGACGGAGGAGCAUCUAGGCAUCCAGUCCGGAUGCCUCCCGGGCGCCUCCCUGGUGAGAUGUACCGGGCAUGCCCACCCGGGAAAAAACCCCGGGGCAGACUUAGGACACGCUGGAGGGAUUAUGUCUCAAAGCUGGCCUGGGAACCAGAUUUGGCCGCCGAAAACCAGGUCGGCCAGGCACCCGCCCUUGACCGCCACUCAACACAUAAUGCACCGGAUCCUUAUGCUUGCCCCCGUAUGUGGUGGGUCUACAAGGGGGAGAUCCCGUGUGGCUUCUUUGGGUUGGGCCCGGCCGGGCCCCAUGGGUCAAGGCCUGAUCACCAUGUCUGGCUCCAGUGUGAGUCCCCGGUAUCCCACAUCCGGGCGAGGUGCGGUUCCUCCUCUUUGUUGUCAUCAUAAGAGUCUUCUGAAUCACUCUUGGUCCGUCCCGUCACCUCGGACUUGUUUGCUUUGGGAGACCCUACCAGGGGCAUAUAGCUCCUCGGAUCACUCGGGCACUCAAACCCCUCUACCACGAUUCACGGAGGAGCAUCUAGGCAUCUAGUCCGAAUGCCUCCCGGACGCCUCCCUGGUAAGAUGUUCCGGGCAUGCCCAGCCGGGAAAAAGCCCCGAGGCAGACUUAGGACACGAAGCUGGCCUGGGAACCAGAUUUGGCCACCAAAGACCAGGUCGCCCAGGCACCCGCCCUUGACCGCCACCCAACACACAAUGCACCGGACCCUUAUGCUUGCCCCCGUAUGUUGUGGGUCUACAAGGGGGGGAUCCCGUGUGGCUUCUUCGGGCUGUGCCCGGCCGGGUCCCACGGGUGCAAGGCCCCGACCACCAGGCACCCCUCCCUGGGGCCUGGCUCCAGGGUGAGUCCCUGGUAUCCCAUAUCCGGGUGAGGUGCGGUUCCUCAUAAGGGUCUUCUUUUCUUUUAUUGAUAAAUAAGGAAUCCUACUUCAUGGAAAUUCACUUAUCACUGUUGGGUCUGCAACCAAUUAACGAUUAUAAUUAUAUUAUAAUUAUGGAAACUUUUUAGGGGAUGGGGCUCACUCCUUACUAAUUUGUGGACAACUGGUUGGUCCACCCUUAGCAGCAACAACCGCAAUCAAGCGUUUGUAUUAACUUGCAAUGAGUCUCUUACAGCGCUUUUUGCCCACUCAUCUUUGCAGAAUUGUUGUCAUUCAGCCGCAUUGGAGACUUUUCAAGGUCAAUAGGAUUCAGGUCAGGACUUGGACUAGGCCACUUCGAAGUCUUCAUAUUCAGAGGUGGACUUUCUGGUGUGUUUUGGAUCAUUGACCUGCUGUGGAACCCGAAUUUGGUUUCAUCCAAGAAAUGGACGGAUGGACUUCAGGAUUUUUUUGGCAGAAUUCAUGGUUCCAUUUAUCACAGGAAGUCUUCCGGGUCCUGAAUCAGAAAAAACAACCCUAGACCGUCACACUACCACCACAGUAUUUUACUGUUACUGAUAUAAUGUUCUUUUUUUUCAGAAAUACAGCAAUACAC